AUGGUGGACACAGAGACCUGCAGCCAGGCCUACCUCAGCAUGGAUGGCAGCACCUUCAGGCCAGACAUGCUGUUUGAUGGGGGCUGGCAUACACUGCCAGUCCUGGAAGGCCCCCAGCACCGCCGAGGCCAAAAGACCUCGGUCAGUGGUAUAACCUGGUCGUGGCAGCAGAGCCUAAUAGUGCACCUGUGCAGCUGCGCCCAGCGCGUUCCCAUCAAUGACGGCCGGGCUCUCCCUCUGGUGGAGACAGGAGGAACUGCGUCGCUCCGAACAUCGCUUGGCUUUGCGGAAGAAAACAGCAAACUGUUUGUGAACCCCAUGAUUGGCGCACAUAAAAUCCUAAGGGUCCCGCAGACGCCGGCGCAGACGAACUUGAUGCUGAAUCUGCUGGUGCUGGCACUGCCUCUUCUGUUCAGUAUGGUCCAUGGGGCCCCUGCCACUGGCCUAGCUCUGGAAUGAGUGGGCAUCGUGGGAGGAGAGGAGGCCCCUGAGACCAAGUGGCCCUGGCAAGUGAGCCUGAGAUUCUACAAAAGAUACUGGAUGCAUGUGUGUGGAGGCUCCCUCAUCCACCCACAGUGGGUGCUGACCGCUGCUCACUGUGUGGGACCAGAAAUCAGAAGCCCAGAGUUCUACCGGGUACAGCUUCGCCAACAGCACCUUUACUACCGAGACCAGCUGCUGGCCAUCAGCAGGAUCAUCCCUCACCCCAACUACUAUAUUGUGGAGGAUGGGGCGGACAUUGCCCUGCUGGAGCUCGAGGAUCCAGUGAACAUCUCCAGCCAUGUUCACCCCAUCUCUCUGCCCCCUGCCUCGGAGACCUUCCCCUCGGGGACACCGUGCUGGGUGACAGGCUGGGGCAAUGUGCAUGACGGCGAGUCCCUCCCACCACCGUUUCCCCUGAAGCAGGUGAAAGUCCCGAUUGUGGAAAACCACCUUUGUGACGCGCAGCACCACACAGGGCUCUACACAGGGGACAGCGUUCACAUUGUCUGUGAUGACAUGCUGUGUGCUGGGAAAAUAGGGCACAGCACCUGCCAGGGUGACUCUGGAGGGCCCCUGGUCUGCAAGGUGAAGGGUGCCUGGCUGCAGGCGGGCGUGGUCAGCUGGGGUGAGGGCUGUGCUCAUGCCAACCGGCCAGGCAUCUACACCUGUCUUACCCACUACUUGGACUGGAUCCACCGCUAUGUCCCCAAGGUCCCCUGAGCCAGGUUGGCAGGGUUGCCACCCAGAUCAGGGCAUCAUCAGUCCUUAUCCUGCCUCAGCACACUGUUUCCUUCCCAGGUGGCAUCACCCCACCUUGCCAAACCCCCAACCCCUUCCCUGUGGACCCCUCCACCUGCCUCCCAGCCUGUAGGUGGCAGGUGCUAAUCCUCCUGGCUGCUGUGUCUCAUUAAA
Messenger RNA from Marmota monax (woodchuck), 1395 nucleotides. RefSeq names its product tryptase beta-2-like. The record is from RefSeq and is a predicted model, not a curated record. Gene Ontology annotation, biological process: proteolysis. Gene Ontology annotation, molecular function: serine-type endopeptidase activity. Lineage: Eukaryota; Metazoa; Chordata; Mammalia; Rodentia; Sciuridae. The transcript is spliced from 7 exons.